AUGGGCAACUUGAAGAGGGCUCAGGAACCCGGCCACCCUGUGGCCCAACUGGGGCUGGGCCUUGGGCUGUGCGGCAAGCAGGGCCCAGCCAUCAGCCCCGAGCCCAGCCGGCCCCCGCAUCCCUACCUCCCGCCAGCGCCAGAACACAGCCCCCAAGCCUCCCGCUAACCCAGCCCGGAGGGGCCCAAGUUCCCGUGGAAGAACUGGGAGGUGGGGAGCAUCGCCUAUGACACCCUCAGCGCCCAGGCACAGCAGGAUGGCCCCUGCACCCCAAGACGCUGCCUGGGCUCCCUGGUAUUUCCAUCGAAACUAUGUGGGCCGGCCCUGCCCUGGGGCCUCCCGGCCCCCGAGGAGCAGCUGCUGAGUCAGGCGGACUUCAUCAACCAGUACUACAGCUCCAUCAAGAGGAGCGGCUCCCAGGCUCAUGAACAGCGGCAAGAGGUGGAAGCCGAGGUGGCAGCCACAGGCACCUAACAGCUUAGGGAGAGCGAGCUCGUGUUCGCCAAGCAGGCCUGGCUAGCGCCUCCCGAGGGCCGGAUCCAGUGGGGGAAGCUGCAGGUGUUCGAUGCCCGGGACUGCAGGUCUGCACAGAAAUGUUCACUCUACAUCUGCAACCACAUCAAAUACGCCACCAAUGGCAACCUUCGCUCGGCCAUCACAGUGUUCCCAGCGCCUGCCCUGCCGAGGAGACUUCCGAAUCUGAACAGCCAGCUGGUGCGCUAUGCGGGCUCGCAGCAGGACGGCUCUGUGCGGGGGACCAGCCACGCCGAGAUCACCGAGGUGGCCUGCAUUCAGCAUGUGACCCCAGGAAACGCCGCUUGACGUGCUGCUCCGCCGCUGCAGGCCUCGGAUGAGCCCCCAGAACUCUUCCCUCUGCCCCCUGAGCUGGUCCUUGAGGUGCCCCUCUCACACCCCAACACCCCCAGGCUGGAGUGGUUUGCAGCCCUGGGCUCAAGGGCUGGUACGCUCCCAGCAGUGUCCAACAUGCUGCUGGAAAUUGGGGUUCGAGUUCUGCAGCCCCCUUCCAGUGGCUGGGUAGCAGGCACUGAGAUCGGCACGCAGGACCUGUGUGGACCUCACCGCUACAACAUCCCUGAGGAUGUGGCUGUCUGCAUGGACCUGGAUACCCGGACAACUUCGUCCCUAUGGAAAGACAAGGCAGCGGUGGAAAUCAAUGUGGCCGUGCUGCACAGUUACCAGCUGGCCAAAGUCACCAUUGUGGACCACCACGCCGCCACAGCCUCCUUCAUGAAGCACCUGGAGAAUGAGCAGAAGGCCAGGGGGGGCUGCCCUGCAGACUGGGCCUGGAUCGUGCCCCCCAUCUCGGGCAGCCUUACUCCUGUCUUCCAUCAGGAGAUGGUCAACUAUUUCCUGUCCCCAGCCUUCCGCUACCAGCCAGACCCCUGGAAGGGCAGUGCGGCCAAGGGCACCGGCAUCACCAGGAAGAAGACCUUUAAAGAAGUGGCCAAUGCCGUGAAGAUCUCUGCCUCGCUCAUGGGCACCGUGAUGGCGAAGCGAGUGAAGGCGACAAUCCUGUAUGGCUCCGAGACCGGCCGGGCCCAGAGCUACGCACAGCAGCUGGGGAGACUUUUCCGGAAGGCUUUUGAUCCCCGGGUCCUGUGUAUGGAUGAGUAUGACGUGGUGUCCCUCGAACACGAGACGCUGGUGCUGGUGGUAACCAGCACAUUCGGGAAUGGGGAUCCCCCGGAGAAUGGAGAGAGCUUUGCAGCUGCCCUGAUGGAGAUGUCCGGUCCCUACAACAGCUCCCCUCGGCCGGAACAGCACAAGAGUUAUAAGAUCCGCUUCAACAGCAUCUCCUGCUCAGACCCACUGGUGUCCUCUUGGCGGCGGAAGAGGAAGGAGUCCAGUAACACAGACAGUGCAGGGGCCCUGGGCACACUCAGGUUCUGUGUGUUUGGGCUGGGCUCCCGGGCCUACCCCCACUUCUGCGCCUUUGCUCGUGCGGUGGACACGCGGCUGGAGGAACUGGGCGGGGAGCGGCUGCUGCAGCUGGGCCAGGGCGAUGAGCUGUGUGGCCAGGAGGAGGCCUUCCGCGGCUGGGCCCAGGCUGCCUUCCAGGCCGCCUGUGAGACCUUCUGUGUGGGAGAGGAUGCCAAGGCUGCUGCCCGAGACAUCUUCAGCCCCAAAAGGAGUUGGAAGCGCCAGAGGUACCGGCUGAGCGCCCAGGCCGAGGGCCUGCAGUUGCUGCCAGGUCUGAUCCACGUGCACAGGCGGAAGAUGUUCCAGGCUACAAUUCUCUCAGUGGAAAACCUGCAAAGCAGCAAGUCCACGAGGGCCACCAUCCUGGUGCGCCUGGACACUGGAGGCCAGGAGGGGCUACAGUACCAGCCGGGGGACCACAUAGGUGUCUGCCCACCCAACCGGCCCGGCCUUGUGGAGGCGCUGCUGAGCCGCGUGGAGGACCCGCCUGCGCCCACCGAGCCCGUGGCAGUAGAGCAACUGGAGAAGGGCAGCCCUGGUGGCCCUCCCCCCAGCUGGGUGCGGGACCCCCGGCUGCCCCCGUGCACGCUGCGCCAGGCUCUCACCUUCUUCCUGGACAUCACCUCCCCGCCCAGCCCUCAGCUCUUGCGGCUGCUCAGCACCUUGGCAGAAGAGCCCAGGGAACAGCAGGAGCUGGAGGCCCUCAGUCAGGAUCCCCGACGCUACGAGGAGUGGAAGUGGUUCCGCUGCCCCACGCUGCUGGAGGUGCUGGAGCAGUUCCCUUCGGUGGCACUGCCUGCCCCACUGCUCCUCACCCAGCUGCCUCUGCUCCAACCCCGGUACUACUCAGUCAGCUCAGCACCCAGCACCCACCCAGGAGAGAUCCACCUCACUGUAGCUGUGCUGGCAUACAGGACCCAGGAUGGGCUGGGCCCCCUGCACUAUGGAGUCUGCUCCACGUGGCUAAGCCAACUCAAGCCUGGAGACCCUGUGCCCUGCUUCAUCCGGGGGGCUCCCUCCUUCCGGCUGCCACCUGAUCCCAGCUUGCCCUGCAUCCUGGUGGGCCCAGGCACUGGCAUUGCCCCCUUCCGGGGAUUCUGGCAGGAGCGGCUGCAUGACAUUGAGAGCAAAGGGCUGCAGCCCACUCCCAUGACUUUGGUGUUUGGCUGCCGAUGCUCCCAACUCGACCAUCUCUACCGCGACGAGGUGCAGAACGCCCAGCAGCGCGGGGUGUUUGGCCGAGUCCUCACUGCCUUCUCCCGGGAACCUGACAACCCCAAGACCUACGUGCAGGACAUCCUGAGGACGGAGCUGGCUGCGGAGGUGCACCGCGUGCUGUGCCUCGAGCGGGGCCACAUGUUUGUCUGCGGCGAUGUCACCAUGGCAACCAACGUCCUGCAGACAGUGCAGCGCAUCCUGGCGACGGAGGGCGACAUGGAGCUGGACGAGGCCGGCGACGUCAUCGGCUUGCUGCGGGAUCAGCAACGCUACCACGAAGACAUUUUUGGGCUCACGCUGCGCACCCAGGAGGUGACAAGCCGCAUACGCACCCAGAGCUUUUCCUUGCAGGAGCGGCAGCUACGGGGCGCAGUGCCCUGGGCGUUCGACCCGCCCGGCUCCGACACCAACACCAACGGCCCCUGAGAGCCCCCUGGCUUUCCCUUCCAGUUCCGGGAGAGCGGCUGCCCCACUCAGGUCCGCCCGACCAGGACCAGCCCCGCUCCUCCCCUCUUGAGAUGGUGCCUUCCCACAUCUGUCCAGAGGCUGCAAGGAUUCAGCAUUAUUCCACCAGGAAGGAGCAAAACGCCUCUUUCCCUCUGUAUGCCUGUUGCCUCUGGCCUGGGUCCGCCUAAAUCUGGAAGGCCCCUCCCAGCAGCGGUACCCCAGGGCCUACUGCUACCCGCUUCCUGUUUCUUAGGCGAAUGUUAGAUUCCCCUUACCUCUCUCAGGAGUAUCUUACCUGUAAAUUCUAAUCUCUAAAUCAAGUAUUUAUUAUUGAAGAUUUACUGUAAGAGACUGUGCCAGAUGUUACAAGAACUACUAAAGUGCCUAACCCAGC
Messenger RNA from Chlorocebus sabaeus (green monkey), 4000 nucleotides. The record is from RefSeq and is a predicted model, not a curated record. Lineage: Eukaryota; Metazoa; Chordata; Mammalia; Primates; Cercopithecidae.